AUGCGCAAGAAGCUGCGGGCAGCGGCGCGCAGGCCGCCGCCGUGGCGCUUCGCGGGUCCUGCAGUGCUCGACGAGAAAAUCGGCUCGCCGGUGGCGCGGGUGAGUCAGGCGCGGGGCGAGGUGCAGCAGGUCGCCAGGUCUACGGCGACCGGCGCGAUGGUCGCGACGGCGGCGGCCUCAGUCAGCAGCCGCGGCAGCGAGCAGCAGCAGCAGCAGCGAUGGCCCGAGCGGGCGGCGAGAGAACAGGGGCCGCUCGCCCGGGGGGGGGCGACCGCAGGGCGAGCGCCACGCCCGCGCUGGCUGCGCCGCCCCCAGAGGCGGCAGCGUGCGGUGCAGGUCUGCGGCCCGUCCGCAGUCCGCCGAGCGCGCGGGGCUCGCAGGGCGCAGCGGGGGGGCGGGCUCCUGCGUGGGCGGCGCCCGCAGACGGGGAAGCCGCCGCCCGCGCUGCUGGGGCCAGUCCAGCGCGGGGGCGCACGUCGUGGAAAAAGGUUGGCGAGGUGA
Prorocentrum cordatum is the source of this 501-nucleotide messenger RNA. The record is from the annotation of a GenBank genome assembly. NCBI's taxonomy places the organism in Eukaryota, Dinophyceae, Prorocentrales, Prorocentraceae.